Tetrahymena thermophila SB210 is the source of this 1008-nucleotide messenger RNA. RefSeq lists its product as hypothetical. NCBI's taxonomy places the organism in Eukaryota, Ciliophora, Oligohymenophorea, Hymenostomatida, Tetrahymenidae. The transcript is spliced from 10 exons. The record is from RefSeq and is a predicted model, not a curated record.
AUGGGUUGCGUUUCUGCAAAAUCAAAUUGCAAUUCUAACGAAAAUUGUCCUUGCAAAAGAAGAAAAAUGUAUUUUAAUGAAAUUGUUUCAGUAAAAGAAAUAUUUAACUUGUCUAACUACACUCAUUUCACUUUACCGCUCAAAUGCUAUAUUUAACCAUAAUGUAUCAAAGCAAUGUUGGGUGAAGUUAAGUGGCUAAAAUAACUAAAAGAGUUCACUCUAGAUGCAAGUAAUAAAGACAUUGGCAAUGAAGGCUUUGAAAUGAUUGCUAAAUCUUUGUCAUAUUUUAGCCACAUCUAAAAGCUGAAUCUCCAUUUAUGUUUCAACUUUAUCACAGAUAAAUACAUGAGUAAAUUUUCUAAAAACAUGAUCCACCUUAAGAAUCUUACUCACUUAAACAUUGACUUCUGGUCAAACACAAUUCAGGAUUAAGGACUUAUACAUUUUAGUGAAGGCUUGUCAUAGUUAACUAAUUUAGAAGAACUUUAGUUAAAUUUAAGCAACACUUCUAUAACUCAUGUUGGGUCUAACAAAUUAGGAGAAGCUCUCAAACACCUUACAAAAUUAUCUAGUCUCAAGCUAUGCAUUGCCUAGAAUCAACUUAAAGAAGAAGGUGUCUUGCAACUAAGCGAGGCUAUUAAGACUCUUAAAUCUCUCAAAUUCCUCCAGAUUGACUUAUUUGACUGCAAUUUGAAGUCAAUAGAUUAACUCACCAGCUCAUUUAAAGUUACACAAAAUAUUCAAAACAUCAAUCUUAACUUAGGUCAAAACAAAUUAUCAAACAGCGAUAUCAGAAAAUUGAAUGAAUAAUUAUGCAAAAUAAACUCGCUUGAACAGAUCUUUUUAAAACUAAAAAACAUAGAAAUCGACUAAACAGACGACAUUGUUAUGCUGAGAGCUUUCCCCAAUUUAAAAUAAAAGGAAAUAUUAACCAACACUAUUGAUACUGAUAGUGAUGAUGAUGAAUGUGAAACUAAAUCUUCUUCUCCACAAAGUUCUGAAAAUUGA